UUUCUCUCUCUAUCUCUAUCACCUUCUCUCUCUCCCCCCUCUCUCUCUCUCUCAAGGUUCUCUUUGUCCCUUAUCACCUCACGUUCUCACUUUCUUGCCCCAUACAGGUUUUCCACCAGCCAAGAAACGGAUAGAAAAUUUUCAGAGCCACCACCGUUCAGAGAGCACAUCACAAGAAGACUCUGUUUCUCUCUCUCCCUCACUCUCAGCUACAUGGCCUCACUCUUCGAUCUGAAUCCACGUCUCUGAACUCAUUCCGUCGCCGUUUAAUCCCCUUUCCCUCUCCAAUCUGCGUUUUCUUUAUAUUACCGUGUACGAGCUCCGCGGAAGCCCUAGAUUGCUGUGCGGCGCGCCGAUUCGGCUGCCGCGUUUGGUAUUGCGUUCGAUCUCGCCGAACGGCGUCGUGUGGCUCAGCCCUGCGAACCCUAGGUCGUCGGAUCUGGAGGCGGAGGUCGCGUUCGCGGCGCUGCGGUUUGCUUUACGGUGAACCCUAGGUUUUGUUUUCUGUGGCUGCCCAUGCUAUUGGGUUGGUUUUGAUGCCGCCUGAACCAUUGCCUUGGGAUCGAAAGGACUUCUUCAAGGAGAGGAAGCACGAGAGGUCUGAGUCGCUUGGGUCAGUCGCCAGAUGGAGGGAUUCCUCGCACCACCGCGACUUCAAUCGCUGGGGAUCCGCCGAGUUUCGCAGACCGCCAGGUCAUGGUAAGCAGGGCGGUUGGCACCUGUUUUCCGAGGACUCAGGUCAUGGGUAUGCGAUUUCUCGGUCAAGCAGUGACAAGAUCCUGGAGGAAGAUAGUCGGCCCUCGAUUUCACGAGGUGAUGGGAAGUACGGCAGGAGCAGUAGGGAAAAUAGAGGACCCUUUGGUCAGAGAGAUUGGAGAGGGCAUUCGUGGGAACCCUCCAAUGGUACCGUGAAUUUGCCCAGAAGGCCGCAGGAUGUGAACAAUGACCAGAGGGCUGUGGACGACGCCCUAGGAUACUCUUCUCAUCCACAUUCCGAUUUCGGGAACUCUUGGGAUCAGCAUCAUCUGAAAGACCAGCAUGAGAAGAUAGGUAGUGUCAAUGUGUUGGGAACUGGCUCCAGAAGUGAUAGAGAGAACUCUCUGGGUGACUGGAAGCCGCUUAAAUGGACCCGUUCUGGAAGCUUGUCUUCUCGAGGCUCAGGUUUUAGCCACUCAAGUAGCUCAAGGAGCAUGGGAGCAGCGGAUUCGCAUGAAGAGAAGCCUGAGUUGCAACCGAAAAGUGCAGCUGCUAAUGAGUCACAUUCAGGGGAAGCCGCUGCUUGUGCGACAUCUUCUGUGCCUUCUGAAGAUACGGCUUCUAGAAAAAAGCCAAGGCUGAAUUGGGGCGAGGGACUUGCAAAGUAUGAGAAGAAAAAAGUCGAGGUGCCUGAUGCAAGUGCAAACAAAGAUGGUCCCGUCUUGUCUGCUAGUAUCACCGAACCUUGUAAUUUCCUCAGUACCAGCUUAGUUGACAAAAGUCCAAAAGUUACAGGAUUUUCUGAAUGUGCAUCUCCUGCAACUCCAUCUUCUGUCGCCUGCAGUUCCUCUCCUGGUAUGGAUGAUAAAUUAUUCGGAAAGACUACAAAUGUAGACAAUGAUGUUAGUAAUUUGACUUGUUCACCCGCUCCUUUGUCUGAAAAUAAUUUGCAGAGGUUUUCCUUUAACUUAGAGAAAUUUGAUAUUGGCUCCUUGAAUAAUUUGGGCACUUCAAUUAUUGAGUUGGUACAAUCUGAUGAUCCAACUUCUGUAGAUUCUGGUCCAAUGAGGUCCAAUGCAAUUAAUAAGUUACUGAUAUGGAAAGCUGACAUUUCAAAGGUGUUGGAGAUGACCGAAUCUGAAAUAGAUUUACUUGAAAAUGAACUGAAGUCGCUGAAAUCUGAAUCUGGUGUUACAUGUCCAUUUGCGGUAUCCCUGGGCUCCCAGAUGGUAGGUAGUGGUGAAAAAUCCUGUGAAGGACAUGCUGGAGUCUCUGACCAGGUCAUCCGGCCAGUACCGUUGAAUAUUGUUGAUGAUGCCAAUAUGGAGAAGGUGCCACUUUCAACUAAUUUACACAGUGUUCAUGAAAAUGUAAAGGAAGAGGAUAUUGAUAGUCCUGGAACAGCUACUUCUAAAUUUGUUGAGCCUCUGCCUUUAAUUAAAGCAGUUUCUUGUGGUACUGGAGGAUAUGUUAAUUUCUCCCAGGACUUGGAUUCUGUUCCAUCUGCAGCUGUGAAAUGCUUAAUUCCCUGUAGUGCUAGGAAAGAUGUUAUUGUACCUUGUGUUGAUGACAAGACUUCUUUGGAGGUAAACGAUAGCAUGGAUAUUUUAUGUGGUACAAUUAUUUCUUCUAAUAAAGAAUCUGCCAACAAAGCUAGUGAGGUGUUUGAUAAUUUAUUGCCCAAAGAUUGUUGUAAGAUUGGGAGGAUGGGAGCCAGCAGUGACACAUGCAAUCAGACCUUGAUUAGGGAAAAGUUUGCAGAGAAGAAGCGAUUUGCUAGGUUUAAGGAGAGAGUUAUUGCGCUUAAGUUCAGAGCCUUGCAUCACUUGUGGAAAGAAGAUAUGCGCUUACUUUCUAUAAGGAAAUGCCGACCAAAAUCUCACAAAAAGAAUGAACUAAGUGUGCGAACUACCUGUAAUGGUAACCAGAAGAACCGAUCAUCCAUUCGAUCACGUUUUCCCUUUCCUGCAGGAAAUCAUCUGAGCUUGGUUCCAACAUCAGAGAUGAUUAAUUUUACAAGCAAACUGCUUUCAGAAUCUCAAGUUAAAGUGCAGAGGAACACUUUGAAGAUGCCAGCUUUAAUUUUGGAUGAAAGAGAGAAGACGAUUUCAAAGUUUGUAACUAGUAAUGGGCUGGUUGAAGAUCCAUUGGCUAUUGAGAAGGAAAGGGCUUUGAUUAAUCCUUGGACACCACAGGAGAGAGAAGUUUUCUUGGAGAAAUUUGCCGUCUUUGGAAAAAAUUUUAGGAAAAUUGCUUCUUUUCUUGACCACAAGACAACUGCUGACUGUGUUGAAUUCUACUACAAAAAUCACAAAUCUGAUUGUUUUGAGAAACUUAAGAAGCAAGAUGUUGGUAAGCUGGGGAAGUCAUUUUCAGCUAAAACUGACUUGGUGGUAUCAGGUAAAAAAUGGAAUCGUGAAUUGAAUGCUGCUUCCCUUGAAAUUUUGAGUGCAGCUUCGCUGAUGGCAGAUGGCAUUGCAGGUAAUAAAAAAAUCCGUGCAGGAAGCUCACUUUUGGGUGGAUAUGGUAAAGCGAAGACGUCGAGGGUCGAAGACUUCAUUGAGAAAUCAGGCAGUUUUGACAUUCUUGGGGAUGAAAGAGAAACUGCUGCUGCGGCUGAUGUAUUGGCAGGAAUAUGUGGUUCUCUUUCUUCCGAGGCUAUUAGUUCCUGCAUAACAAGUUCUGUUGAUCCAGUAGAAGGUAGCAGGGAUAGGAAGUUUCUGAAAGUAAACCCUUUAUACAAGCUGCCCUUGACUCCUGAUGUUACUCAGGAGGUUGAUGAUGAGACUUGUUCGGAUGAGAGCUGUGGUGAAAUGGAUCCUACAGACUGGACUGAUGAUGAGAAGGCUGCCUUUCUUCAGGCUGUGUCUACUUUUGGGAAAGAUUUUGCCAAGAUAGCUCGGUGUGUUGGGACAAGGUCCCAAGAACAGUGCAAAGUUUUCUUCAGCAAAGGCCGCAAAUGUCUUGGAUUGGAUCUCAUGCGCCCAAUACCUGAAAAUGUUGGAUCCCCAGUGAAUGAUGAUGCAAAUGGGGGUGAGAGUGACACUGAUGAUGCAUGUGUCGUGGAGACAGGCUCAGUGGUUGGAACUGAAAAGUCUGGCACUAAAACAGAUGAGGACCUGCCUUUGUAUGGAACAAACACGUUCAAUGAUGAGUCCAAUCCUGUGCAAGCUAGGAACCUGUCAGCAGAGUUAAAUGAAUCAAAGGGGACUGAUGGGACAGAAGUAGAUAUUGAAGAUGCAAAUGUGGUUUCUAAUGCAUGUGCAAUUGAUAUUGAUUCUAUACAGGGAUGUGAUCGUAGUGAAUUUGCCUUGUGUGGUUCUGUCAGUGGACAAACAACUGUAAUCUUGUCGGAUAGCACAGAAAUUAGAAGAGAUAAAGCUAAUAAAUUGGGAGGUGCUACAGAGUUGAUAUCUGUUCCAGAUACAAGUGAACCAUGCGAGAGUAAUUCUUUUGUUGAGGAUAGAAUGGUGGUUUCCGAGGUUUCUUCCGGAAGACCUGGAAAUGAAUUGGAGAGGCAAAGAGUGUCUUCACCCCGAUAUCUUGAUGAUAGAGAUAGUAAACAGGAAGCUGAUUCGGGUGUCAUAGUUGAUUUGAAAAGCCCUGUGCACAUUCUAAGCACUAUGGUAAAUGCUCCUGUCUCAUCAUUUGGAAAUUCCUGUUCUGGAUUGAGUUCUAGUACUGAAAAUAAGCACGUACCCAUCGGAAAGCCUCAUGCCUCCCCGUUGUCUGUGGACGAACAUCAAGCAUCUUCAAAUUCAUUUUUACAAAAUACUGUUGCUUCUGAUAUUCAGUGUGAGAAAACAGCUAGCCAAGAUCGACUGUCUUCUACCUGUGAUAUUCAGGUUAGCAACGAUGAGCAGCCCCCUAUUACUGGGAAUUCUUCAGACCAUGUUGAUGCCGGAAGCAUUCUCCAGGGCUAUCCCUUGCAAGCUCCCAUUAAGGAGAUGAAUGGUGAUUUGAACUGUAGCAGUUCAGCAACAGAAUUGCAUCUUUUGUCCCAGAAGAUCGAACAACCUGAUGAUCAAGCCAAAAAAUUACAGUCAUUGGAUUCAGAUAAAACAUCCAGAAAUGGUGAUGUCAAACUUUUUGGGAAGAUACUAACCAAUCCUUCAUCAGCACAAAAAGCUAAUGUAGGUGCUAAAGGUAGUGAAGAAAAUGGUACCCACCAUCAUAAGUUCAGCAAACCUUCUGGUAUGAAAUUUACCGGACAUAAUGGUGAUGGGAAUUUGAAAAUUUUGAAGUUUGACUGUAAUGAUUAUGUCGGCCUUGAAAAUGUUCCCAUGCGGAGUUAUGGUUAUUGGGAUGGGAACAGAAUACAGACUGGUCUCUCAUCCUUGCCUGAUUCUGCUAUCUUGCUAGCCAAGUAUCCUGCAGCCUUCAGUAAUUAUCCCACAUCUUCUGCCAAAUUGGAGCAACCGUCAUUGCAAACAUUUUCGAAGAAUAAUAAUGAACGGCUCCUAAAUGGCAGUAAUGCCGUGAUUGAUUAUCAGAUGUUUAGAAGGGAUGGUCCGAAAGUGCAGCCAUUCAUGGUAGAUGUGAAGCACUGCCAGGAUGUAUUCUCUGAGAUGCAGAGAAGAAAUGGUUUUGAAGCAAUCUCAAGUUUACAGCAGCAGAGCAGGGGAGUGAUGGGAAUGAAUGGGGUUGGAAGACCGGGGAUUCUUGUAGGAGGAUCGUGCAGUGGUGUCUCAGAUCCUGUGGCAGCAAUCAAAAUGCAUUAUUCCAAUUCUGACAAGUAUGGUGGUCAGUCUGGGAGUAUUGCGAGAGAAGAUGAAUCUUGGGGAGGGAAGGGGGAUUGAGACAGGUAGUCAUUGUGUUGAGCGGCAAACACCUCUUUUUGCCGCCCUCUGUAUUAUAGUUUUUGUUAUUGCUUAAUACAGUGUAGGGCGAUUUAAUGGUUCUCAAGCCCGUCUUUUUGGUAAAAUAUUUAGGUGCUUGUAAUAUGGCAGCAGCUUUGUAUUUGUUGUAUUUGAUGAAAAUACAGAAAUAAUCUCUGAAAAGGUUAGGAGGGGCGAUUGCCAUUACCAUUGCCAA
Vigna unguiculata (cowpea) is the source of this 5730-nucleotide messenger RNA. Its product is annotated as Duplicated homeodomain-like superfamily protein. Lineage: Eukaryota; Viridiplantae; Streptophyta; Magnoliopsida; Fabales; Fabaceae. The record is from RefSeq and is a predicted model, not a curated record.